GUGCUACCGCUCAAGCAGAAAUACAUGUGUUUGUUUUAAUCUAACAUUUCGUACUACAGAUUUUCGUACGAAUUCACAUCCACUGUAACAGCCACCUAAGAUGCAUUAAAGUUAUGUGCAAAUUUUCACUGUAUUGCACUAAUUCUCUGCACAAUAAAUUUUUCUUAAUUAGUUUUAGAAAUAAUACAUUAUAAGUAUUUAGCGACACCAAAAAGUAUCAAAUAGGUACAAUGUUUCUAGUUAUUACUUUACUUACUGCAAUAUUGGCAAUAAUUUUCGGUUUUAAAUAUAUGCCAGAAUUUAAUAGAUAUUACACAUUAAUAGUGAAACUGCCAGGUCCAAAAAUGUAUUCAAUUUUGGGAAAUUUGCCGGACCUCCUAAGUGACGAAGCUACUCUUUUUAAAAAGAUUAGACAAUGGAGCAAGGAAUAUUAUCCAGUGUACAAGCUAUCAACUGCUCUUUACUUCUCAGCCAAUAUAAGUAGUCCAGAAGAUUUUGAGGCAAUUGCGUCUACGACAAAAAAUAUAGAAAAAACAUUUUUAGAUUUAUGGUUGGGAGAAGGUCUUUUAACAAGUACUGGGUCCAAGUGGCAAACCAGGAGAAAAAUAUUAACCCCUGCUUUCCACUUCAGUAUCUUGCAGCAAUUUGUAGGUGUGUUUACAACUGAAACUGAUCAUUUGGUAAAAGAAUUGAGGAAAAUUUGUCACAAACCUUAUAUAAAUGUUGUACCAUACAUUUCGCAGUUUACCUUAGGUGCAAUCAACGAAACUUCAAUGGGUACCAAAUUAAAUGUCGAAAAUGAAGAAGAUAGGUCAUAUUGCGAUGCCACCCAUCAAAUAGGAAAGAUAAUAACGCACCGAAUAACAAGACCUUGGCUGUAUUUCAAUAAAUUAUAUUAUUUUUUUAUGAUUCCCGGUUACAAGGAGAAACGAUUGGUAAAAAUCUUGCACAAUUUUACAAAUAAUGUGAUUGCGGAAAGAUCAAAAGAAUUUGAAACAUUUAAGGUGCCCAUCAGCGAAAACGAUGAGGAGUUUAAUUAUUCGAAAAGAAAGAAAUUAGCCAUGUUAGACUUAUUGCUUAAUGCCAAAAUCACCAAUGAAAGUAUUGACGACAAAGGAAUUCAGGACGAAGUUAAUACUUUUAUGUUUGAGGUCAGUGCAUUAUUUAUAUAUUCAUUGUUUUUAGUAAAUACAUCAACGAAAUGCAAAAAUUAGUUACUCCUUAU
Anoplophora glabripennis (Asian longhorned beetle) is the source of this 1225-nucleotide messenger RNA. Its product is annotated as cytochrome P450 4C1-like. Bases 231 to 1214 code for a protein of 327 amino acids. The record is from RefSeq and is a predicted model, not a curated record. Lineage: Eukaryota; Metazoa; Arthropoda; Insecta; Coleoptera; Cerambycidae. The transcript has 7 exons. Gene Ontology annotation, molecular function: iron ion binding; heme binding; oxidoreductase activity, acting on paired donors, with incorporation or reduction of molecular oxygen.